This is a messenger RNA of Acanthochromis polyacanthus (spiny chromis), 640 nucleotides long. It is a transcript of the gene pmchl, whose product is annotated as pro-melanin-concentrating hormone, like. The record is from RefSeq and is a predicted model, not a curated record. Gene Ontology annotation, molecular function: melanin-concentrating hormone activity; type 1 melanin-concentrating hormone receptor binding. Lineage: Eukaryota; Metazoa; Chordata; Actinopteri; Pomacentridae. Gene Ontology annotation, biological process: behavior; chemical synaptic transmission. Bases 96 to 497 code for a protein of 133 amino acids. The transcript has a single exon.
GAUGCGAUGUCAAAGUCAGAACAGCGACGCAAGACGUUGAAGAAGAAAUUAAACCAUCCAAGCCAGCGCCUUACACCUCCUGGAAGAGCUUCACCAUGAGACACUCGCUCAUAUCCAUCAUCUUCUCCACCGCGCUCUUAUUCGAGAGUUACGGUCUGUCAGCGGCAUUACCGAUGGGCAAGACUGAAGAUGGCUCCUUGGAGCAGGAGGCUUUGCUGCUGAGCGAUGAGGCGACAGAAAACGGCCUCGGCGAUGCAGAUCUGGUGGCCAGAACCAGAGGAUCGAGGAUGAUCGUCAUCGCUGCCGAUCCGAACCUGCUGAGGGACCUCCGGGUGCUGCGCAGCGGACUUUCCCUCUACAAACGGAGAGCCGACGCCAACAACGGCCAGGUCACCGAGCACCGAGACAUCGGACAGGACCUGAACAUCCCCAUCCUGAGGAGGGACACCAUGAGGUGCAUGGUGGGACGAGUGUACCGGCCCUGCUGGGAGGUUUAGGACAGUUUGUCUUCAAGUCUUCGAGGCGUCCAGACCAAUGACAACCGCCGAAUCCUUUCCUGUUGUAACAUAAUCCAGAAAUCUGUGUAUCUAUAUUUAAAUUGCUGCAGAUGAGAGAAUAAAAACCAGUGAAUUCUGCCUAA